GAUCUCUUGCUGGGCUUCUGUGAUGCCAACUCACCAGGUGUUGGCAGUUCAGUGACAUCCUGGAGGCCGGCCCACCUUCCGCCAAAGGCGGAGGAGGAGUCCGAGCACCAUCGUAGCCUCGUUCGUGCCUUGGAGCGCAACGUGCAGAGGCGGCUUCUUCAAGAGCAGCGUGAGGAGCAGCAGAGACGACAACGAGAAGAACGUCGAGAGCGCCGUCUGCAGGAGCACACCGACGUUUGGCUUCACGAGCUUCUUCCCAGCUUUGUUCCAGGCAUGGAGCCGACGCAGCGCAUGCAACGCCUGUGGCGCCAGGGCUUGCCCCCACGCGUCCGCGAGGUUGUGUGGCCAGUGGCAAUUGGAAAUGUGCUGCGAAUAACCCCGGAGCUUUUCGAGAUCCACAAGCAGCGUGCAGUGGACGCUCGAAGAGCCCAGGUGACGGCCUCAAACGUGCUUAUCACUCUGACUGAUGCGCCACCACAUCGUGGCCGAGAGCAAAGCACAACCUGCAUUCCCUUUGAUCUGCCACGAACUUUUCCAACUUUGGCCUUCUUCAGCGAGGGCGGUCCUCUUCAUGAAGACUGCGCACGGAUUCUGGAGGCAUACACUUUCUUCCGGCCAGAUAUCGGCUAUGUGCAGGGCAUGAGCUAUUUGGCGGCCAUGCUGCUUCUCUACUUGCCGCCGUACGAGUCCUUUGUUGGCUUGUGCAACUUGCUGAACACGCCCUCCGUACUCGGACUGUAUCGCCUUGAGCCCCGUGCAGUUGCUUGUCGGGCACGCGUGUUCGAGCAGUUGUGUUCGCAGCAGCUGCCCGAUGUGUGCAGAUGCAUUCGAGAAGUCGGACUCAUGCCAGAGAUGUUCCUCAUCGACUGGUUCUUGACCGUGUUUGCAAAGUGCUUGACUGUCGAUGUCGCUUCGGUGGUGUGGGACCUCUUCCUGCUGGAUGGCGAGGUUGUCCUGUACUGCACGGCCAUCGCCAUACUGCGCAUUCUGGAGUUCCAGCUGCUGCAUCCGGACGGCCGUCGGGGCUUGAAUGCGGCAGAACCUGAUCUCGAAAGCUGCACGCGGGUCCUGAACGAGGAGCUGCGGAAGCGUGUGAGCGACCCCGAUGAGCUCCUGUGGCACAUCGCACAGGUGAGACGAAGGGCUCCCCAGCGCAUCUUUGGCGAGAUUCGAGCCAUCGAGAACAUGGAGUUCGGCAGCCAGGGAAGAGUGUCGACACGAGGCUCCAUUGCUAGUGCAUUGACGGGCGCAUCGUUCCUCACAGCAGCCAAAGAGCGCAUUCUCUCCCGUUUGCUGCCUUGA
Messenger RNA from Symbiodinium necroappetens, 1302 nucleotides. The record is from the annotation of a GenBank genome assembly. NCBI's taxonomy places the organism in Eukaryota, Dinophyceae, Suessiales, Symbiodiniaceae.